UUAAGCAGUGGCCAAGGGAAUUUUUCCGACGAACCUUGCCAUCAAUUAUUAUUUUUUUUACCUAUUUUCUCUCUUUCUCUACCCUCUUAUUUACUAGUUAGUGGAAAAAAGAACAUAGGAUAUCUCAGAAUGUGCCUCUAGAGAAUCAUUCCCAUUUCAUCAUCUGUCAAAUUCCUUCUUCCUCCAUAAAUACUCUGAUCCUAAGCUUCUUUUAAACACUCACACUUACUCUCUCAUCGCCUUACAACACCCAGAUACUUCCUAUUCUCCUCUCUUCGAAAACGAAUUCACGCGAAAAGAUGGUGAAAUUCUCUAAACAAUAUGAGGCACAACUUGUUCCGGAAUGGAAAGAUGCAUUUGUCGACUACGGACAACUUAAAAAAGACCUUAAGAAGAUUCAACUUCUUAACUCUAACAAAAACUCUUCAAAACAACAAAAGAGUGUCUCUUUUGCCUCUUCCUUCAUUUCUUCCCUUGGGAAGAUUAACUUAUUUAGCCAGAAACGUUGUGAUCACGGCACAAUUCAAGUUCAUAGGAAGUUAGCAUCCUCAAUAAGCAAGGGAGAUAUGUAUGAGACUGAAUUACUGGAGCAAUUCGUGGAUGUUGAGGGUGCUGGUGAAUUUUUCUCUUGUUUGGAUACCCAACUGAAUAAAGUGAACCAGUUUUAUCGUUCCAAGGAGAAAGACUUUGUUGAGAAAGGAAAUUCAGCAAAGAAGCAGCUCGAUUUUUUGAUUGAGGCCAAAAAUAAUCUCAAGCGUAAGAAGGAUGCAUCUUCUCAGGACUUUAGUGAUGAUCCCUCCAUUUCAAGCCAACUCUCAAGUGUAGAGCUCGAAUUGACCGAAGAAACAGGGCAAGAACAGGGCCAAUAUAGCUCAACGGAAGAACAAGAUAAAAGUGGCAGUGAAAUUUCAAGAUCAGAUGAAUUGGAAAGAUCAUCAAGAAGAAUUAAAAGAGAUGAAAGUGGUUCAAGGAGUUUCUCUAGUAGGGUUUUUAACUGCCAGGGAAAGAACUUAACCAUUAACAUUCCAUUAACGACGCCGUCUCGAACGUUCUCAGCAAUCAGUUCUUUGGUUUGGGAAGAUGUUAUAGGCCAUUCUUCAAGGAAGGGAAAUCAAAGAGGAAUUCAGAUCAACAAAACUAACCUACAUCAUGCAGAAAAGAUGAUACGAGGCGCUUUUAUUGAGUUGUAUAAAGGACUGAGUUACCUUCAAACUUAUAGGAACUUAAACAUGCUUGCUUUUGUGAAAAUAUUGAAAAAGUUUGACAAAGUGACUAAUAAAGAAGUGCUACCAAUUUAUUUGAGAGUUGUAGAAAACUCCUAUUUCAACACCUCAGACAUGGUGAUGCGAUUAUCAGACGAGGUUGAAGAGCUAUUUGUUAAACAUUUUGCCAAGGAUGAUAAGAGGAAAGCCAUGAAAUACCUUAAGCCAAAUCAUCGCAAAGAAUCCCAUGCAGUAACCUUUUUUAUAGGUCUAUUUACAGGCUGCUUUAUUGCACUUCUGGCUGGUUAUGUUAUCAUGGCUCAUCUAAUGGGAUUGUACACUAAACAAUCACCUGACACUGUUUACAUGGAAACUGUAUAUCCUGUCCUAAGCAUGUUCAGCUUGUUGUUCCUACACAUCUUCUUGUAUGGUUGCAAUAUUUUCACAUGGAAAAAGGCGCGUAUAAAUUACAGCUUCAUAUUAGAGCUAGCUCCUACUAAAGAGCUUAAGUACAGAGAAGUGUUUUUGAUCUGUACAGCUUCAAUGACUGCUAUUAUAGGGGUGUUGUUCAUUCAUUUAUCCCUUGCAGCCAAAGGUUACUCUUCCAUUCUUGUUCAGGCCAUUCCAGGCCUCCUAUUAUUGUCUUUCCUACUGUUACUGUUUUGUCCUCUCAACGUUGUCUAUAAACCAACUCGGUACAGAUUCCUUCGAGUUAUAAGGAAUAUAGUUUUGUCACCUCUAUAUAAGGUUGUUAUGCUAGACUUCUUCAUGGCUGACCAACUUUGCAGCCAGGUGCCACUCCUCAGAAAUCUUGAGUAUGUGGCUUGCUACUACAUCACAGGGAGUUACAAAACUCAGGAUUUUGGAUACUGUGUGAGGACUACACACUACAGAGACCUGGCAUAUGCCGUUUCCUUUAUACCAUACUACUGGAGGGCAAUGCAGUGUGCAAGGAGGUGGUUUGAUGAAGGGCAAGUAACCCACCUAGUAAACCUGGGUAAAUAUGUGUCAGCUAUGCUAGCAGCAGGGGCAAAGCUCGCAUACGAGAAGGAGAAGACGACAGGAUACUUAUGCCUUGUUGUAGCCUUGUCAAGUGGUGCCACAGUGUACCAAUUAUACUGGGACUAUGUUAAAGAUUGGGGAUUGUUACAAUUUGAUUCCAAAAACCCUUGGUUAAGGAAUGAAUUACUUCUCCGCAAGAAGUUCAUUUACUAUUUCUCCAUGGUGUUGAACUUGAUUCUAAGGCUUGCUUGGCUACAAACAGUACUCCAUCCGAGUUUUGGAAAUGUCGAUUACAGAGUGAUUGGGCUAUUUUUAGCAGCCCUUGAAGUUAUCAGAAGAGGACAAUGGAACUUCUAUAGAUUAGAGAAUGAGCAUCUAAAUAAUGCCGGCAAGUUUAGAGCAGUUAAGCAGGUGCCACUCCCUUUUCAUGAAGUGGAUGAGGAAGAAUGAAAUGUUUGUCAAGGCCAACAACAACAACAACAACGACUGGAAAGGAAUGCAGUUCUAAAUCCAAGAGGUGUUGAUUCGAGUCCUAAUGUUCUUUCGGUUCUUCACUGCACUUUGAAGCCAGUUGGUGUCACAAGGCAUUGACAGAAUUCCUUUUGUUCCCGUCAUCAAGUAUAAUCCUAGGAGUAAUACUUCAUAAAUGUGCAUAUACUGAUUCUUCAGACUUUGUCAAUGGAAAUAUAUAUUAAUUCUCUUAUGCAUUAA
Molecule: messenger RNA, 2915 nt
Organism: Beta vulgaris subsp. vulgaris (sugar beet)
Lineage: Eukaryota; Viridiplantae; Streptophyta; Magnoliopsida; Caryophyllales; Amaranthaceae
Product: phosphate transporter PHO1 homolog 1
Exons: 14
Coding region: 300-2654 (784 amino acids)
Biological process (GO): cellular response to phosphate starvation; phosphate ion transport
Cellular component (GO): Golgi apparatus; trans-Golgi network; cytoplasm
Molecular function (GO): inositol hexakisphosphate binding
Source: RefSeq, a predicted model, not a curated record